Serendipita indica DSM 11827 is the source of this 1626-nucleotide messenger RNA. Lineage: Eukaryota; Fungi; Basidiomycota; Agaricomycetes; Sebacinales; Serendipitaceae. The record is from the annotation of a GenBank genome assembly.
AUGGCGAUUAUUUUGUGGACCGUCGUUUUCGCUGCUUUGGGUGUUGCGAGUGCGAAGGCGAACUGGAAGUCGCUCAACUCGACGUUGAACGGCGCACUCGUUCGUGCGUUCCCCGUGGCCACACCGUGCCAUGUACCUAUCAACCAAGACGCGUGCGAUAUUGCCAGGAAGAACUGGACAAACCAAUUUUGGCGUGCACAGCAGCCUGGUGGUUACUUUGACCUCAAUUGGGAGAAUGGAGAUAACCUCUGCGAUAUCAACGGCAAUGCGAGCCUGCCUUGUACUCAGGGGUUGGUCCCGUAUUAUGUCGCCCAAGUCAACAACGUCGAUGACGUAAAGAAAGCAGUCAAGUUUGCGCAUGAUCACAAGAUUAGCACCAGGGUCAAAGGCGCAUCCCACGAUUUCUUAGGAAGGUCCUCUGGAAAUGGAACGUUUGGCAUCUCGACCAUAAAGCUCAAGGGAAUCGACUUUGUCGAUAGCUACACACUUGCUGGUGCCCCUCCUGGAGCCUCUCCUGUAUCGGUCGUGCACGUGGCUGCUGGAGAGCAUUGGAUAUAUGUGAAUCGAGCUGCAGACGCACAUGGCGUUAUCGUCGUUGGGGGUGCUAGCUAUUCUGUGGGCGCUGCUGGUGGAUGGGUUCUGGGGGGCGGACAUUCAAAUCUUAGUCCUCAAUACGGUCUAGGCGUCGAUAACGUUGUACAAUUCGAGAUUGUAACACCCGACGGCCGACUUCGCGUCGCGAAUAGAUACCAGGAGAAGGACCUCUUUUGGGCUUUGCGAGGUGGCGGACCUGGCUUUGGAGUGGUCACCAAAGUAACAUAUAGAACGCAUCCUGCUAUCAAGGCAAUUACGGCCAUGCUUUUCAAUGCCACCUACACGAACGCGUCAUUCACCAGCUUCUUACGUGAAUAUUUGGCUCUCCAACCGACUCUUUCUGCGCACAACGUUUCCGGUUACAGCUAUCCUACAGCAAAUGGCAUCGUGGCUCAGCUUCUUGUCCACAAUUCCGCCAACCUUACUGCACUCAACUCGACGCUCAAACCCAUGUUCGACCUUGCGCAGUCGGAGACAAGUAAUGGACGCCCCGCCAAGGUUGAGACACUGGGUGGGGUGCUCCCCAGCUAUCUAAGCCUGUUCAACGAUGAUCCAGCUACGGUCAACGAGCGCGCUGCUGGAUAUGCAAUUCUUGGAAGUCGUCUGGCACCGGCAAGCGCCUUCCAAGGCGACAAAGUCCAGAAACUCGCAGAUUUCAUGGUCAAGAGUCCAUUCACCGUGAUCAUGCACUUGGUUGCCGGAAACAAAGUCAGCCAAGUUGCCGGCGAUGCGACCGCGAUACAUCCAUCAUGGCGCAAGGCGAUUCAUCAUCUUGUUCUAGCUGGGGGAUGGGACAAUAGCCAGCCUCUUCCCACAAGAAAUCUUAUCAGAAGCGCGUUGACGAGCGCGACUCAGGAAUUUGCAAAGUUCUUCCCUGGAUUUGGAAGCUACGUCAAUGAGGGAGACAUUAAUGAGCCCAAGUGGCAGGAAACGUUUUGGGGGAGCAAUUAUCCCCGUCUCAAGUCGAUCAAGAACAGAUAUGACCCACGGGGCAUCUUUACCUGUUUCCAUUGUGUCGGAUAUGAGGAUUAA